Molecule: messenger RNA, 2498 nt
Organism: Pocillopora damicornis (cauliflower coral)
Lineage: Eukaryota; Metazoa; Cnidaria; Anthozoa; Scleractinia; Pocilloporidae
Product: epithelial sodium channel subunit alpha-like
Biological process (GO): sodium ion transmembrane transport
Cellular component (GO): plasma membrane
Molecular function (GO): ligand-gated sodium channel activity
Source: RefSeq, a predicted model, not a curated record
UUUGACACAGGACCAGGUGACCGCGUCAUUUCAGGACUAACGUUUUAGGUUAUUACGAGAGUAGAAACCGCAUAUUUCUGGGAAACCUCUCUGAGGUAAUGGCAGGUGCAACGGAACAUAAUGUUAAGAAAAGCGAGGACAAUCAAUCGCCGAAAGAGCUAAUCAAGGAUUUUUGUGGCUAUACAACAACGCAUGGAAUUGGGCGACUGGCAGAGGCAAGGACACUGUUCAGCCGUUUUAUAUGGACUAUUUUCAUACUUGGAGCAUUUACCAUGUUUAUAUUCCAAACGCAUGGCUUGUUCACACUGUGGCUGAGUCGUCCUGUUGCUACUGUGGUAAAGGUGAAACAUAACGCUCAUGUGAGUUUUCCAGCCGUCACAAUCUGCAACCAAAACCCUAUUAAGGAAAGCGAAAUUUCGAAACGUUAUUUAGAUGAAAUUUACAAAGAAAUUGACGAAAGGAUGAAGGAACAGAAAAAUGUUGCCUCACAAGACCCAGAUAAUGCUGACAUGCCAACCAACGAUGCAAAUGUCCAACCAACUACAGAAGACGAUCUAGCAACCCCCACUGACGCUUCUGGAUCCGGAGAGGGAGACCGGUCUCCUAAAAACAACGACACAACGGAACACUAUACUCCAGAGGAACAGCUCAUUGUCGACUAUCUAUUUGAGGACUUGCUACUCUCAUUUUUAGCAUUAGAAAACCAAACAACCCUGCACAAAAUGGGUCACAAGUAUGAGGAUUUCGUGUAUGACUGCAACUUCAGGGGAAUUGACUGCAGGAAAAACUACUCAGAAUACUGGAACAAGUUUUGGGACUAUCGGUACGGUAAUUGCUACACAUUUAAUGGUGGAGUGAAUGACGAUCACAACAACCAGACAGUUUUAGAAACUCACAAUACAGGUCCAUCAGGAGGGCUCAAAUUAAACCUUAACAUUGAGUCAAACGAGUAUGUGCCAGAGAUAAGUCAAGCUGCUGGCGCGAGAAUAGUGAUCCACCCCCAAGGAGAAAUGCCUUUCCCAGAUGAAGAAGGUGUCAACCUGGUGCCAGGUUUUUCGACUGCCAUUGGAGUUCGAAGGGAAGUUGUUAUUAGAGUGGAUCCUUUCAACAAUGGAAGCUGCAGAAAUCCUGACAGCAAGCAAAAAAAUGAUCUUUAUAAAGUGAAAUAUGGAUCAUUUUAUUCACGGGAGUCUUGCAUGCGGUCCUGCCUGGCGAGAGCCCAAAUAAAGAAGUGUGGAUGUGCUGACGCUCGAUUUCCUGUCGAGGAGCGUCACAUUUGCGACAAAAUUAAGAAACCUGAUACAGAGAUUUGCCUUGAUGACUUAACAACUCAGUUCAACGAGGAAGGUCUUGACUGCGAUACAGACUGCCCUGUUCCUUGCAGUGAACUGAUAUACAAAACCUCCAUGUCCAUGGCAGAGUGGCCCUCCGAAGGAUUCCAGGAUGUGCUGUACAAUCGUGUCAUCAAAAGGAAAAAUGCAGCGGCUCAAAAUCAAAAAGCAGAGGGUCCUGAGUUUUUAAAUCGAAACUUCCUUCAAGUGAAAGUGUUUUACGAGCGACUCAACUUUCAGGAAGUUCAAGAAUACCUGAGUUACAAGGGGAUUAACUUGAUUGCCGACAUUGGAGGCCAACUUGGUUUGUGGAUUGGUAUUUCGGUACUAACCUGCUGCGAAGUUCUGGAGUUGGUGCUGCUCCUGGGGCAGACUGUUUUUAAAAGGAUCACUAUGAAAGAAAGUAGGGUAGAAAUACGGGAAUAGCGGCAAAAAGUUAGAAUGACCAAAACGUCUUUAGAACAAACAUUGGGUAUAUUGGACGAUUUUUCCUCCUCUCUCAGAAGCUCAGUUUAGUAACUAUAGUAACAAGGAUAGUAUCGACAUUGUAGAUUGACAACAAAACAACGUCGAUUUCACUUUAAUAGUUUAGAAAAAUACGAAAAAAAAAUUAAUUUCAAACUAUUUCUUAAGGAACUUUUGUAUCAGUAGAUAUAAUGCUCACUCGAGUUUCGUGGCAAGUUACAUGCAUUACCAUGGCAAAUAUGACGUAAUUAUAUGGGGAUUAUUCUUUGGUCGCUUUCUCUCCAAAUUUUUAACCAACCACGCCAUCUGCACUUCAAGUAACACCUUAUAUAAAACAUUGAAGCAAAAGAAUGGCUAAGAAGUAGGAUGUGUUAUUCGGCAAAAAAAAACAUUGUAAAAAUUACUAUUAUAUUUAGUUUCUACCGACAUUCGCUGGAUGGAAAAUCAUCGCGAAAAGCCAGCUGAAAAAGCAAGCUUGUAUAACUAACAUCACUAAGGAAACCACUAUCAUAUAUAACCUUUCAGAAUGCAAGUUCUUGUAUAAUGGGCUAUAGUAUUUACCAGACAGGUUGAAUAGUGCUUUUUGGCCGCGCUGGUUGGCUGGUUUGGAAAUGAUUAGCAAGUACUAUUCACCUGAGCAUUCAAAGAGACAAACUCGCGUUAACAAUUAAAUUUCUGACCAUUUUGGUAUGUGGACAGAAA